UUUCGUUUUCCUUCGUUGCUUUAAAUCCCAUCAAGAUUUUUUCACUUUUAUCGAUAAUUUAAAACUUUAUUGUUUAACUUUAAUGUUCUCUUUUGUCAUUUUAUGAUAUUGUGUCUACCAUAAAAAUCUGAAGCGAAACUAUGUUCAAAUAUUUAUUCAGAUCAUGGUCAUUAAACUCAGCGGAGUGAAAAAUUUGUACGGGUGACUACCUUGUUAAAUCUAACGUCCACUUGUAAUCAUGUUACAUGGUAUACGUGCGGGCAAGCAGAUCCGGUCCAGGAGCAGAUAAAAUGAGAGAUCGAAAAUAUCUCGAAAUUAUAUGCAAAUUUUUAUGCUGGCGUGGUGUUGUAAACUGUAUAAAAGACUAGGCUACCUUCUAUCUAUAAUUUAAUCAGUUAUCCUAGUAUUCUGUUAGCAAUUGAAGAAAACUUAUACGAAUUGCGAAAAUCCCCCCGCGCUACCUUUAGAGAAAACUCCUUGUUCAUGACCUGAAUAAAAAAAUGUGCAAUAGAGUUAUAUGCAUCAAUUUGGCAUCAAAAGCAAAAACAAAUGUCAGCCAAUUUCUUUGCUAAUAUUAACUUUAAAAGGAUUUACUUGCAAUAUUACAAAGACAACCAAGCGUUUCUCAAUAAACGCAAACGUUACUCAAAAUAUGCUAUUCGACCGUUCUGCGGAUAAAGCAGUCUUUUCGUGUCGAGACAUCCCUGUUCGAUUAUCUAUCGAAAACAACCUAAAAACGGUUUCUGCGACGUUCUAGCAAUAAAAACGCAAAUGAUCCAGUUUCGGACAAAUAAAUUGCCUGCAACUAAAACAUGGAAGCAAAUAUUGCGCUCCUAAAGUUAGGAUCUGAAGAUACUACAAGGCGACUAGCUGAACCCGUGCACCCCUACUAAGCCAAACUUCACGCUAUAUUUAAUUUAGAAUAACAGAACGACAAUUGAUUCCUAUCUCUGAAUAACUGACACCGCCUUGUUUCAGGACAACAACCAUACGCUUUCAGUACUUUACGCUUCACGCGUCGAUCAAUUCUGGAUAUUUACAGCUAUUCAAAUGAGAUCAAACUAACAAAAGCCAGUUUAAUGAUUGGUUAGUGACUGGCACGCACCUGCGGUCGUUUGAAUGUGAUUCUGAAUAAAAUGGGUGAUAAGAACCCGGCGGCACCAAUGGAAGAACUUGCAGAUUGGAUUCAUUUCCAAGCCAGGGAAAAUCCCUCACAGCGAUCCCAAGACGCAGUCCACGAAGCCUUGUUAAACGCAAACGACCAUAGUCGAAAUCCAACAAACAACAGGAGCAGAAAAUUUCGUAAAAUGAGCAAAACACCACCAAAAGCUAUUUUGGAAUCUGAGGACAGCUAUCUGAACGAUUUCGCAGACGAUGACGAAGACGCGUCUUCAACUAGCGAGAACCUCACCAACGACAAUUUGGAGGCAUCCAACGGCAAAUAUGGAGCUCAAAUGGCGCCCACCAAAGAAAUCGAAGACGAAUUCAUGACAGCAUGUAUGAAAGGAGACGGAAUAACAGUGGAAAGAUUACUCAAAACUGACCUUGAACACUUUGAUUUCAACGAUGCCAGAGGGUUCACUCCUCUUAUGCAUGCGAUCAAAAACGGACAAGAGGAACUGGUCAGAACUCUAGUGUCAGAUCCCCGAAUCAGACAAGACGACUGUCUUCUCGCUGCUGUCGACAACGGAAACUACAACAUCACAAGGUUUCUAAUCGAGUACGGAAUCGAUCCGAACCAGGAAGCCAAAUCCCCGGUAUUCGGCCAUGGCGCCACACCUCUAAUUAUUGCUUGUAUCAUUAACCACGUCGAGCUAAUUCGUCUUUUACUCGAGAAAAACACCGAGCGACUUUACCUUGAACCCGAGAUAAAAGGAACCACUUUGCACGACUGUAGAAAACGAAUUAAGAUAUUGCAAGCUCUAUCUAGUCCGGCAUACAUUGCGCUUACAUGUGACGAUCCAGUAAGCACCUGUUUCCAGUUAUCCAAACUGUCUCGCUGGCUCGGCAACUGCGAGAACGAAUUAGCCGAAGAGUACUUCGCUGUUUCUGAGCAUUGUGAAACGUUAGCAGCAGAGUUCGUUAAUGCUGUGGAGGACAGUUUCGAUAUUAUGACACUUCUGUCAAUGGAGACAGACAUGGAAACAGGAAAAAGUGGUCUCGGUGCUCCUUUAUGCCGACUCAAAGAAGCUUUGAAUGGUGAGCAUAAAAAAUUCAUCGCCCACGCGCACUGCCAAUUGGCGCUUGCUGACGAAUUUAUCAAAGGUUUCAAAAAAUGGCGCCACUUAGACGGUUCUCGCAAGUUCCGAGCAAUUCUCUCCAUGAUUCUUCUCACCCCCAUCUGGGCUAUUCUGUGUAUUAUCUUGCCUCCACAUUGCAAACUAGCUCGCUUCUUGAAAGUUCCUUUUAUGAAAUUUAUCGCAAACAUCGUCACCUAUUUUAUCGUUAUUAUGAUCAUCGUUUUCGAACAGAUUCAAAUUCUACCUCCAAGCAACACCGUUUUCACGUCACCCGAAUUUGUUCACGGUUCUCCUUUACGUUGGCGCGAAGUGAUAUGUCUAGUUUGGCUCAUAGGCCAGAUUUUUGAAGAGCUCAAAUCGUUUUGGUUUUUAGGUUUUGGGCGCUAUUUCACAAGCACCUGGAAAAUUAUUGACUUAUCUAUCUGCGUAGUGUUUAGCAUCGCGUUCGGUGCUAGAAUUCUUGAUAUAAUCGGCGGACCGGAGGUUGAAAACGACCGACAAGCUUGGAAAAUUUUGGAUCCCUUGCUAGUUUACGAAGCGGCCGUUUGCAUAGGGACCCUUCUUUCAGUCAACCGAAUUUUGAACUACUUUCGAGCUCACAGACAAUUGGGAAAACUGCAAAUGAGUCUGGGAUCCUCGUUCGGCGAGAUUACUAAGUUUAUGGCCCUAUUUGCUGUAAUGUAUUUAUCCUUCGCUUCCGCCAUUAAUGCUCUUUAUUGGAAGGAUCAAUACACUGCUGUGCAUGCAUGUUAUGAGCAGUAUGGCCCUUCGGAAAGUAUCAGUUACGGCAUCGAAAAUAUUAACAACACCAACGAUAAAUGUCCUGGCUACCUGAAAAAGCGAUACACUCAAGAGGAGUUCCAGUUCCAGACAAUUGGGGGUUGCCUAUACCAACUUUACUGGACCCUUUUUGGUUAUUCUGACAUUGUGUUCGCCUCCAAAGUCUACCGAGAUUGGACUCUGCAUACCUUGGUCGGCUCUUGUUUGUUUAUUAUGUUCAAUUUUCUCGCAGUGGUAGUUCUACUAAAUGUUCUGAUCGGUAUGAUUACCAAAGUGCUCGAUAACAUCGAGGAUAAUAUUGACGUCGAGUGGAAAUUCGCCCGUUCCUCUAUUUAUGCUCAGUUCAUUAAUGACUCCUACUGUUUGCCGCCCCCAUUCAAUAUAAUGCCAACGACGCAACAUGCCCUGCAGAUAAUUGCCAAAAUAUGUGCUUGCUGUUUCUCAAAUGACAAAUGGCUCUACUAUGCCAAGCCGUACAAAUUAGAAAACUUGAACCGCAAACGUAAACAGGAAGGCAAGCUAGAAGAAAUAGUUCAAUCUAUGAAAGACCAAUAUUUGCGAAAUGAACAAAAAGAGGCUGAAAAAGAGGAAGUCACCAUAGAACAUGUUGACGGGUUAAGAAACGAUGUGUCAGGGCUCAAGUUUGAAAUUUUAGGCUACGUCAGACAUGUCCCGCAAACACUUAGCGAUAUGACAGACAGACAAAACGAAAUUCUGAAGGAUCUUGACCGGGUCAAGGACAAACAAGCGGACCACGAGCGUCAACUGAAAGACCAUAACAAACAGUUAGAUGCAUGUCAUGAGCUUCAAAUGGAUAAAUUGCAAUACUUGGACGUUCAACAGCAAUGUGAGUUCCAAAAAGUGAUGCUUGAAAACCAGAAACACAUUCAAGAAGCGACCGUUUUUCAGACUCAGCAAGCCGAAGAAAAUACCAAAUCUGCCAAAGAGAGAAUCAUACAAGCAAAAGAAGAACAACUAGUGAAAGUCGAUCUAAUUUAUCAAAAACAAGAAGCAUAUUUCACACAACUGAAAGUAGACCAGGACAACAUAAUGGCACGUCAGGCGAUCGAGUCUCAAAACUACUACCAGCAAUUUCAGAACAUUUUGAAUAAGUUACAGAGACAUGAAAAACGAAUGGAAGAAAUCGAGUCACGAGGAACGUCUCAAUUUCUUCAUCUCGAGACCCACAACGACGAACAACUUUCGAAUCUCAGCCAGAAGCAAGAAGAGCGGUUCGUUAAACUAAAGGAAGAGAGCAUUCAAUUUUACUCUUCUACUGCCGAAACUCUAAAAGGAAACCAAAUGAAACAGAUCGAAGCCACCCAUAUGCUACAAAAAGAUAUGAAUGAGAAGUUUAUCACUCAAAUGGAUCAACUUAGGUUCAGCUACGAAAGCCGAAUCGAAAUCAUGCUGAACCAACACAAACAAUUAAUCGAAACGCAGAACGAAUUUAUCCAAAGUUUACUAAGGGACGCUCAAAGCAAUAUUAUUCAAUGUACAAAAACAGAAUCUGACAGAAUUAUUAGCACUUCCACGACUAACUUACCGAGUCUUUUUAGCGGCGACGAAAGCGCAUUUGGAAGCACAGUUUCACUUGCAAGCGGCGAUCCCGACAAGCCCAAAGCUAGCCAGCUUCUGGGUUCAAAAAUACCAAAACCCACACGCAAAGAACCGGUAGCAUUCCGAGGACUUGUCGGAAACUUGGUGGGUAACUUCGAACCCCACUCAAACUCGGACCACAACGGACCCUCGGGUGCUGCAAAUAGUAACAAGCGGUACCCUCCAAAUGUAAACAGAGCAAAUGCAAAGUACUCCAUGGGCUUAGACAGAGAAGGACCUAAAUGGACGUAAUCUCAUGUCUUAAAUUUUCUGCCAACAAUUUCACUACCCAUUCACAAUGGGAAGAUGAAGAUACAGAGAUAUACACAGCAUCUACUUCGAAUAAACAAACGCAUCACGUUUAGAAGAACGAGACCAAAGAUUGCAUCGAUCUUACCCAAGUACGCAACCCAAGUUAAGAGAACACAACUCAGAUCGAGUUUUAUUUAUGAAGUGCAAUACCAGAAGCACAGUACUUAGGCAACUACUGCAAACUUUUCUGACAGCGGCGCGGCUACACUAAAUGCACCAACUUUAGACAU
Messenger RNA from Symsagittifera roscoffensis, 5161 nucleotides. Its product is annotated as short transient receptor potential channel 4-like. NCBI's taxonomy places the organism in Eukaryota, Metazoa, Xenacoelomorpha, Acoela, Convolutidae. Gene Ontology annotation, molecular function: inositol 1,4,5 trisphosphate binding; store-operated calcium channel activity; protein binding. The record is from RefSeq and is a predicted model, not a curated record. The coding region runs from base 1137 to 4871 and encodes 1244 amino acids. Gene Ontology annotation, cellular component: cation channel complex; plasma membrane. Gene Ontology annotation, biological process: regulation of cytosolic calcium ion concentration; calcium ion transmembrane transport. The transcript has 2 exons.